Molecule: messenger RNA, 1705 nt
Organism: Lolium rigidum
Lineage: Eukaryota; Viridiplantae; Streptophyta; Magnoliopsida; Poales; Poaceae
Product: amino acid permease 3-like
Exons: 3
Coding region: 172-1623 (483 amino acids)
Cellular component (GO): plasma membrane
Source: RefSeq, a predicted model, not a curated record
UGUGUGUCUGUCACUCUGUCUGCAGAGAUCAGAUCCAUGCACCACAUGCAACUCUAGUCAUAGCACGUACUACUACUGUGGUGGUCCGUCUAGCUGGUGUCGUCUUAACUAGUUCUUCCCAAUCUUCACACCUGCUCUCUGUUGGCAGAACUUAAGCGUACAUCGAUCGAAAUGGCUGACAACGUCGUGGCUACCUUCUACUACCCGCCGGCGAUGCAGGUGUCCGCCGCCGAGCUCGGCGAGACCAAGCUGUCCAAGCAGGGCUUGGACGACGAUGGCCGCAACAAGCGAACCGGCACCAUGUGGACGGCUAGCUCGCACAUUAUCACCGCGGUGAUCGGGUCCGGGGUUCUAUCGUUGGGCUGGGCUAUCGCGCAGCUCGGCUGGGUGGCCGGCCCCGCCGUCAUGCUCCUCUUCUCCCUAGUCACCUACUUCACCUCCUCCCUCCUCGCCGACUGCUACCGCUCCGGCGACCAGAGCACCGGCAAGCGCAACUACACCUACAUGGACGCCGUCAACGCCAACCUCAGCGGCGUCAAGGUCAAGCUCUGCGGGGUGCUGCAGUACGCCAACAUAGUAGGGGUCGCCAUCGGCUACACCAUCGCAGCAUCCACCAGCAUGCUCGCCAUCAGGCGGGCAAACUGUUUCCACGGCAAGGGCCACGCCAACCCCUGCAAGAUCUCCAGCACGCCCUACAUGCUCAUCUUCGGCGUGGCGCAGGUCUUCUUCUCCCAGAUCCCCGACUUCGACCAGAUCUCAUGGCUCUCCAUGCUCGCCGCCGCCAUGUCAUUCACCUACUCCUCCAUCGGCCUAGGCCUCGGCAUCGUCCAAGUCAUAGCAAACGGAGGCGUGCAGGGCAGCAUGACAGGGAUCAGCAUCGGCGCAGCGGUGACCCCGAUGCAGAAGGUGUGGCGCAGCACGCAGGCGUUCGGCGACAUCGCCUUCGCCUACUCCUACUCCCUCAUCCUCAUCGAGAUCCAGGACACCAUCCGCGCGCCCCCGCCCUCCGAGUCCACCGUCAUGAAGCGCGCCACGGGGGUCAGCGUCGCGGUCACCACCGUCUUCUACAUGCUGUGCGGCUGCAUGGGCUACGCGGCCUUCGGCGACGCCGCGCCGGGGAACCUCCUCACGGGCUUCGGCUUCUACGAGCCCUUCUGGCUCCUCGACAUUGCCAACGCCGCCAUCGUCGUCCACCUAGUCGGCGCCUACCAGGUCUACUGCCAGCCCUUAUUCGCCUUCGUCGAGAAGUCGGCGGCGCAGAGGUGGCCGGACUCCAAGUUCGUCAACGGGGAGGUCGAGGUCCCGCUGCUGAGGGGCAAGGUGAACAUGUUCAGGGCAACUUGGAGGACAGCGUUCGUGGUGGCGACGACGGUCGUGUCCAUGAUGCUGCCCUUCUUCAACGACGUGGUGGGCUUCCUCGGCGCGCUCGGCUUCUGGCCGCUCACCGUCUACUUCCCCGUCGAGAUGUACGUGGUGCAGAAGAAGGUGCCCAGGUGGAGCACCAAGUGGGUGUGCCUGCAGAUGCUCAGCGUCUGCUGCCUCGUCAUCUCCCUCGCCGCCGCCGCGGGCUCCAUCGCCGGAAUCAAGUCCGACCUCAAGGUGUACCACCCGUUCAAGUCAUGAUCGAUUCGUCCGCACGUACGGAACAGAACAAACUAAGAUGCCAUGCCGUCCCAUCAAUUCCAGCCCGUUGAUAGGAUGAAUA